AUGUCUCGACAAUUUCAAUGUAAGACAUGCCAAGAGACAUCAGAGGCGCAAGCAAUGAUGAAGCAUCUGAGUGCUACUCGUCAUAAAACUGUCAUAGAUACGCAAACGGGCGAAGAAAUCGCUUGUGAAGAGUGUAAUGAUACGAAUGUCCAUCAAUUACAAAUCAUCAGGUUUGGUGGUGAGGACAUGACGCUUAUUUGUAAUAGUUGUUUCCAGAAACAGUUCGGUACGAAUGAAAAACCUACGACGGCCUAUGAUUUGAAAAAUGGGUCAUUGUUAAAUUUUUGGGAUAAGUAUUUGAAAGUGAGGGAAUGUUGUUGUACGAAGUGUGGGAAGGAUAGUAAAUUGAACGUUAAUUCUAAAGGUGAUGUCCUUUGUGAUGAUUGUUUAACUAAAGUUGGUGGAAAAUUAGGUAGUGAUUAUAUAUCUGAAUCCACUGGGAAAUUCCUUUACAGGUAUCUUGGGAUCAAAGAACCUACAAGUACCAGUAGCAGUAGUAGUAAGAAAUUUAAAAGAAAGGGAGGAAGAAAAGUUGGAAGAGGGAAAAGAGGGGGAGGAGGUGCUAAAGGUGCAAGAGGUGGUAAGAAAAGUGAUGGUGGUAAAGAGAAAAAACCACUGACUUAUUUACAAAAGCUUGAAAAGGAAGCAUUUAAGACUAAGAAGGAAAAUAGUAUUAUUGAAAGUAGUAGCACUUUGAAUUUGAGAUCUUUUAAAGGUGUGAAGGCCACCACGAAGGCUAAUUUAACAAGUCAAACGUUACAAGAUUCUUCCCCGAUGGUUAAAGAUACUAAGGCCAUUAACAAACAACAAAAAAAUAAACCUACAUCUGGCAAGGAAAAUGUUUCUAAGGGCAACAAACCUACAGCUGCCAAUGGAAAUGUUUCCAAAGGCAACAAACCUACACCUGGCAAGGAAAAUGUUUCCAAGGGCAACAAACCAACAGCUGCCAAGGGAAAUAUUUCCAAAGGCAACAAACCUACACCUGGCAAGGAAAAUGUUUCCAAGGGCAACAAACCAACAGCUGCCAAGGGAAAUAUUUCCAAGGGCAACAAACCAACAGCUACCAAAGAAAAUACGUCCAAGGGAAAGAAAGCAAAUGAGAAAAAGAAUAAAGUUACAGAGGUUAAACAAACAAAGAUGGCAGCAGAGAAAUCAGGGUCAUCAUCAUCAACAUCUUCUUUGACUUCCAGGGACUCUGAGAAAAAAGCAUCAUCAAAUAGAGACCAUGUAGCUUCAAAAACGACUAAACAUGAGAAGAAUAAGAGGAAAGAACAAACAUUGCAAAAACAACGACCAUCUUCCAAGGAUACCACUUCAACUAUUGAUUCUUGGGGGGUCUCAUGGGAUCUUGGAUCGGAUGGUAGUAAUGAGACAACUCCUGCUACUUCGAGAGGUUCCACACCUCAACCUGUAUCGAAGGCAAAGGAACAAAGAGCCACACCUAAGAAGAAACAGGAUCGAGAUGCUGAAGUGGAAAAUCUCUCUCGUUCGGCAUCACAAAUUCAUUUUGACACGGCUCAAAAGCAAAAAGCUAAGAAAAUGGAAGAAAUUGAAGAAGGUAUUCCCUUGGCGAAAUUUGUUAAAUAUAAGCCCAAAUUGACAUACCCUGAUUUGAAGACUUAUUGUGAUGAAUUCUCCUACGCUUUAUUCCUUGAACAAAAAUUGGAAAACACGUUCAUUGAAGAUUUCCAGAUUCUAUGGCCUAAGAGGCAAGAGGAGAAUGUCUUUGUUGUGCAAAUCAACAAGAAUGCACCGGGAUUGGACACCAUCUUACCGCCUCAUCUUGCGCAAUUCGUUAAGAUUCCCUUUAACGAGAGACAACCAUUAAUGUUAUCAUCGAAUGAUGAGAGUCAUGUGUGGUACACGUUUGUUAAAGAAGUGGGAACGCAAGGUAAGAAGAUCAUUUUACUAUUGGAGUUAUUCUCAUGGAACAAACUCAGUUUGCCCAUUCAAAGUGGAUCUGAACAAUUUAAAUUAUUGCCCGUGUCAGCACAGGCCAAUAGAAUUUUAUUUGCUAUGACUCGUAUCAAGAAUCCUAAAUUUAUUGAUUUAUUAUUGGGUUCUAAACCAAUAUAUCAACUUCAGUUUAAUAAUCGUUUGAAAUUCAACAGAGAUACGUUGAAUGAAUCACAAAGGAAGGCUGUGCAACAUGUGUUGAAUAAUAGAAUCACAGUCAUUCAAGGUCCGCCCGGGACAGGUAAGACGUCAACCAUUGAAGAAGUUAUCUUACAAUUAAUUGAAAAUUUCCAUUCAUUCCCCAUCUUAUGUGUUGCUGCAUCCAAUAUUGCCAUUGAUAACAUUGCGGAGAAGAUCAUAGAGACUAGACCCAACAUUAAGAGUUUGAGAAUCCUUUCAGAUAAGAAGGAGUCACAAUAUGGUCCAGAUCAUCCAUUGGGGAAGAUUUGUUUACAUAAUAUGGUUUACGACAGGUUAUCGCCUGAAAUGAGAGAGAUUGCAUCCAAGUUACGUAGUGAUAGACGUGGUGAAGUUUCUCGUAAUCAAGACAAUAAAUUUUACACGGAGACGACUAAUAUCAGUAAUAAAUUAAUUGCUCAGGCUCAGAUUCUGUUCACGACGAACAUCACCGCUGGUGGACGUCAAUUGAAAGUGAUUAAGGAGCUGCCCGUUGUGAUCAUGGAUGAAUCGACACAAUCCUCGGAAGCGUCGACUUUAGUUCCAUUAUCACUUCCUGGGAUUAAGAAUUUUGUAUUUGUGGGUGAUGAGAAACAAUUGUCCAGUUUCAGUAACAUCCCUCAAUUGGAAAUGUCAUUAUUUGAAAGGAUCUUGGCCAAUGGUAGUUAUCGAGAACCCAAUAUGUUGGAUACACAAUACAGAAUGCAUCCACGAAUUAGUGAUUUCCCCAUUAAGAAGUUCUACCAUGGGAAAUUAAAAGACGGUGUCACCGCGGAGAAUAAAAUGUGGGACGGUAUCCAGUAUCCCUUAUUUUUCUAUCAAUGUGACAAGGGACCAGAGGGCCGAGUGGUAAAUAACCAGAAUGGUAUGAGGGCGUUCACUUAUAACAAUAUAUUUGAAUGUCAAGAGAUCAUCAAGCUUGUUUACAAAUUAUAUUUGGAAAAAAAUGUUAAAUUGGAGGAUAUAGGUAUUAUCACACCGUACUCAUCACAGCGUGAUUUACUUUCACAGAUGUUCGUGAAGGAUGCCGUGGUGAACCCAUUGGGUAAAGGUAUGCUACAAGAGACCGAUGAGGCGGAAUUUUUGAAUUCGCGACGCAAUGACAUUCAGUCACAUACUGUCAAUAUCAUCAAUGGUCUACAUGUGGCUACAGUGGAUUCGUUCCAGGGCCAUGAAAAGAACUUUAUCAUCUUCUCGUGUGUGAGGAACAAUGCUGAGAACAAGAUUGGGUUUCUGCGUGACAGAAGACGUCUGAAUGUUGCCUUGACGAGAGCCAAGAACGGGCUGAUUGUGGUGGGCAACAAGGAGGUGCUGAAGCGGGGGGACCACCUUUGGAGGGACUUUGUGCAGUACUUGGAAGAGCAAGAGGUGGUCUUUGACAGCCUGGAUGUGUACUAG
Naumovozyma castellii is the source of this 3531-nucleotide messenger RNA. It is a transcript of the gene ECM32, whose product is annotated as RNA helicase. The coding region runs from base 1 to 3531 and encodes 1176 amino acids. The transcript has a single exon. NCBI's taxonomy places the organism in Eukaryota, Fungi, Ascomycota, Saccharomycetes, Saccharomycetales, Saccharomycetaceae. The record is from RefSeq and is a predicted model, not a curated record.